This is a messenger RNA of Medicago truncatula (barrel medic), 2617 nucleotides long. RefSeq names its product twinkle homolog protein, chloroplastic/mitochondrial. Gene Ontology annotation, molecular function: single-stranded DNA binding; ATP binding; 5'-3' DNA helicase activity. The coding region runs from base 117 to 2180 and encodes 687 amino acids. Lineage: Eukaryota; Viridiplantae; Streptophyta; Magnoliopsida; Fabales; Fabaceae. The record is from RefSeq and is a predicted model, not a curated record. The transcript has 21 exons. Gene Ontology annotation, biological process: DNA replication.
UUUUUGUCCUUAACUAAAACCCUUUCCCCCUUUCAAUUCAACCCUCACACGCACCCUUUCACGGAACCCUCUUCACUGUAACACCAAAAACAAAAACUCUUCAUUCUUCACAGAACAUGCGUUUUCGUUAUCCACACGCUGUAGUUCCAUUAUUCUCCACUAUGAACACUCAAACCCUCUCCAAUUCAACCCCUUUUUCAAACCUUCAAAAAUCACUUUUUCUUCAAACGCGUUUUUUUCAACCUAAAAGACCUUUUUUUACUGUUUUUUGUUCUAAACGUGCUUCAAAGUUUCCUCCUUUACCGCUUAAAACUAAUGGGUAUCAUGGUGUUUCAACUGCUAAGGUUCCUAGACCAGUUCAUUUGGAAGAGAAUAGUAUGGAGAGCCAGUUUGAUAUUUUAAAGAAGAAAUUGGAAGUUGUUGGAAUGGAUACUGGAAUCUGUGUUCCUGGUCAAAACAAUCAUUUGCUUUGUCCUAAGUGCCAAGGUGGUGACACGUUAGAAAAGAGCUUAUCUAUUUACAUUGCACCAGACGGGGGGUCUGCUGCAUGGGUGUGUUUUCGCGGAAAGUGUGGUUGGCAAGGCAGCACCCAGGUCUUUGCUGAUAGCAAUUCAUAUUCUAAGUCAAUGAAAAAAUUAAAACCUACUAAGAAAAAAAGAGAACUUAAGGAGGAGGACCUGCAACUAGAACCACUUUGUGAUGAGCUGGUCGGAUAUUUUUCAGAGCGCUUGAUUUCGAAGGAGACUCUGCAGAGAAAUGGUGUGAUGCAGAGAAAAUAUGAUGAUCAGAUUGUUAUUGUAUUCACAUAUCGUCGUAAUGGAGCGCUUAUUAGUUGCAAGUACAGAGACGUCAACAAAAAGUUUUGGCAGGAAGCAGACACUGAAAAGAUCUUUUAUGGAUUGGAUGACAUAGUUGGAGAAAGUGAUGUUAUCAUUGUUGAAGGUGAAAUGGACAAGCUGGCAAUGGAAGAAGCUGGCUUCCGAAAUUGUAUCAGUGUUCCUGACGGCGCACCUCCAUCAGUCUCUUCAAAGGAGUUGCCACCUCUGGAACAGGACACGAAGUAUCAGUAUCUGUGGAAUUGCAAAGAUGAACUAAAGAAGGCAUCCCGGAUCAUCCUUGCCACUGAUGGCGAUCCACCUGGUCAAGCUUUGUCUGAGGAGCUUGCACGCCGUUUUGGGAAAGAAAAAUGCUGGCGUGUAAGGUGGCCCAAAAAAGGGAAGUCUGAUGAUUGCAAAGAUGCAAAUGAGGUUCUCAUGUAUUUGGGCCCUGAUGCACUGAAGGAAGUGAUUGAGAAUGCAGAACUAUAUCCUAUACGUGGAUUGUUUAACUUCAGAGAUUACUUUGAUGAGAUUGAUGCAUAUUAUCAUCGAACUUUGGGAUAUGACUCUGGUCUCUCAACUGGCUGGAAUAAUCUGAAUGGGUUAUACAAUAUUGUACCGGGAGAACUGACCAUAGUAACUGGAGUUCCAAAUUCGGGGAAGAGUGAGUGGAUUGAUGCUCUUCUUUGCAAUCUUAAUCAAAGUGCUGGCUGGAAAUUUGCACUUUGUUCCAUGGAGAAUAAGGUUAGAGAACAUGCUCGAAAACUUUUGGAGAAACAUGUGAAAAAGCCUUUCUUUAAUGAUCGCUAUGCUGAAGACGCUGAGCGGAUGAGUUUGGAGGAAUAUGAAGAAGGCAAGCUCUGGUUAAAUGAUACUUUUUAUCUCAUAAGGUGUGAAAAUGAUGCUCUUCCAAAUAUAAAGUGGGUUCUUGACCUUGCAAAAGCAGCUGUAUUAAGACACGGGGUGCGUGGACUUGUAAUUGAUCCUUAUAAUGAGCUUGAUCAUCAGCGACCUCCAAAUAUGACGGAAACUGAAUAUGUGAGCCAGAUGCUUACCUUAAUUAAACGCUUUGCCCAACAUCAUGGAUGCCAUGUUUGGUUUGUAGCACAUCCCAGGCAGCUGCACAAUUGGGUUGGGGGUCCUCCUAAUCUUUAUGAUAUAAGUGGAAGUGCACACUUUAUAAAUAAGUGUGACAAUGGAAUUGUUAUUCAUCGUAAUCGGGAUCCUGAGGCGGGCCCUGUUGAUCAAGUGCAGGUCUGUGUCCGAAAGGUAAGAAAUAAGGUCGCAGGGACGAUAGGUGAGGCUGCAUUGUUCUAUAACAGGGUAACUGGUGAGUACUCCGAAGAUGAUAGAAAGAGAUAGCAACAGUCAUACAAAUGAUUUUUGGUAUGCUUGUAUACUGGUCAGCAUGGAGGUGUUGAAUUAAAGUUACCACCUCUAAAAACAUGGCUAUUAAAGUUACUUUGAGGCACCGGAUCGAUAUCAAGAGUGGUAAAUAAUAACAUCUUAACAUGGGUUGUGAAAUUUGACUAUAAUAUCAUAAUUUUGGCUUGAUUAUUUAUAUCCUUUAUCUGUCCUUACAUAGGUGUUAGUGUUACAUUAUAAUUUAAUUUUGCAGUUAUGCAUUUGCAUCCUUGUAUAGUAUAUAGAUAUAGGAUUUUUCUUCUUUGUAACGACUCCUUCAAUCUCAAAUGAUUGAGCUCUAGUAUUAUUAUUAUGGAUUGCAAUCUUCUUUUCAGUAUUUGCUGUAAGUUCUGAUUUGCAAUAUUCAGUUAAUGUAUUAUUGAUGGUUUAUUCUA